Rhodamnia argentea is the source of this 1853-nucleotide messenger RNA. RefSeq lists its product as uncharacterized. The record is from RefSeq and is a predicted model, not a curated record. The coding region runs from base 233 to 994 and encodes 253 amino acids. Lineage: Eukaryota; Viridiplantae; Streptophyta; Magnoliopsida; Myrtales; Myrtaceae. The transcript has 7 exons.
AAAAAAAAAAAAAAGGUUCUCCCUCACUCCUCCCAUCCGCCAUCAUCGUCGUAGUCGUCGUCAUCGCCGUUCGCCUCAUCUCGGUUCGAAAUUCGAGUCGGGCCUGCUCUUCGAUGGUAAUCACGCACGACCCAAAGGAAUCGGACGGCUCGAUCUCCUUCCUCUCCCUGGAAUCGCGAUCCUAGCCAAAUGUAGAGGAGCAAUUACGGAGCGUGGGAUGUGACUCGUGUGAAUGAUAGGCAUGGCUAUGGAAGAUGUAACAGAGAGAUUAGCUACUUUGCAUAGAACGCGAAGGGAGCAGGAAAGAGAACGACGCCGGAUGCGGGACAGGCAAAGGAGACAGUCCAUGACUCUUGAACAGAAGGAAAAGCAUCUUGCUAGACGCCGGAGGAAUUAUCAGCUCCGAAGGGAGAGAAAACAUCAGGGAUCAGAUCAUCAAUCUGGCCAAACAGACACAGCUUUUGAGCAUGGAAAUACUGGAAGGAACAACAGACAAGUGGAUCACCUCGUUUCGCAAUUUACUGUGCAAUAUGAUCAUGCUGUUCCUGUAGGAUUUAACCAAGUUCUUCAAAACAUCAGUACUGAAAGCUUGAGGUCAAAUGGUGGCACAGAGUCUCUUACUUACGAUUUAGCUAAAAUUCAAAAAAGGCUGCGUCUGAUUCACGUUAAGCAUUUUGCCCGAUCCUUAAAGCGUCCCUUGGGUGAGCUUACUAGCAGUAAUAUCCCUAUUGUAGCAAACCUCAUCCUGAAAGGAACUACAGAGGCUAACUGUAAAUCAAUGACAGGUUUACGUCUGAAUCGUCUCAAACGGCUAGCUCGGACUUCUAAUUCUGUGCCAAAUGAGGCUUCUGAGAAGAACCACCAUGAGGAAACACAAGGGCAACAGAAGCCAGAACUUGGAGUGGUUCAGCCAAAUGGGGAUGAUAUGUCAAAAAUGCCGACUGACAAUGUUGCAAUUGAAGAUAAAAAAUGCUCUGAUGGAAAUCAUGAAUGACUCGACUCUUAAAUCAUGCCAUGUCCUAAUGGAUUGAUAUACGAGGGGAGUUUCUUGGUCAGGAAAGCUGAAUUAGUUGAUUUUCUGUCUGCUGGAUUCUCCUAUGGAAGUGAUGGAAGCUGGAGAGGAGCAGUUGUUGUAAGUUUUCGGUCUGGCAACUAUUCUUAGCAUAGGGCUUGGUAGUUGGUAUGUUGCAGUGAAUCUAACCAAAACAAGAUCCAGGGUUACUUGCCACCAUAACAAAUCAUUCUCACAUGGCAAGAACAUAAUUAAUAAAUGCCAACAAACGUUGAAUUAUCUAGUCCUUAUGCAGCCCUUUUCUUCCGAAGUAUUCGAAGUCUAUUAUAACCAUUUCCAUAAGGUUAGGCGGCAUGCAUUGUUGGUGUUCUGUAGAUUUUGUUCCUAAAGAUAUUACAUUAAAAUUUUCCAGUCAUUCAUCACUUCCACGAAAUCUCGAACUGCAUGUUCUACGAUAACUUCCAGAAUCUUUCGCUACUCAGCAUUCGAUGUUUUAUGAAUUUUACUCGCGAAAUUUUGGUCUGAGAGGUUGCUGUCUGUCCAAGGUUCUGUCCUUAUCAAGGCAUUACAAGCCGUAGUUCUCAAACCUCCAUGACCGUUGAUGCUGACUUCUAUGGCAGGAAUAAUGCAGAAGAUUGGGUGAAAGAACAACCUGAUGCUUACAGUGUAGGGCAAGUCUCUUCUUGACAGAUAGGUAUACACAGUAUUAGGAAAAACUGUUUAGGUAGCUUACUUCUAUUCUUUCAUUUGGUCACAGCCACAGGUUGGCUUUUCAUAUAUUCUCUCUCUCUAUCUUGAAGGGAUGAUUUGAUAUGCAAUUGGGUCAGUUGAGAAUACUGAU